AUGUCAGGACCUGAAGUAGAGAUUUCAGACGGUAAAUUAAAAGGAAAAGUUUGCAAAACCUGUAAUGGAGUACAAUUUUACACAUUCAAAGGAAUCCCCUAUGCUAAACCACCUAUUGGCGAUCUGAGAUUUUCUACGCCUCAACCUCCAGAACCCUGGGAUGGUGUAAGAGAUGCUACAAAGGAAUGUAACAUUUGCGCACAAUUUGAUAAGGCAACUGCUACCUUUAUAGGUGAUGAAGAUUGUCUUUAUUUAAAUGUGUAUACACCUCUUACUACGAAUGAAGGCAAGAAAUUACCUGUAAUGGUAUUCUUUCAUGGUGGUGGCUUCUUAUUUGGACAUGGCACAGAUGAUUCUGCACACGGCCCUGAUUUUCUUAUUGAAAAAGAAGUUGUUAUUGUUAGUUUGAACUAUAGACUAGGUAUCCUAGGAUUUCUAUCACUGGAUCGAAAAGAAGCACCUGGCAAUAUGGGCCUUAGAGAUCAAAUGCUUGCACUUAAAUGGGUUCAAAAAAAUAUUUCCCAAUUUGGUGGUGAUCCUAAAAAUGUAACAAUUUUUGGAAUAAGUGCUGGGGGAGCAUCUGUGGAGUAUCUUCUUCUGUCCCCAUUAACAAAAGGUUUAUUUCAUAAAGCGAUUGCGCAAUCAGGUUCAUCCCUUUUGCAUUGGGCUCAAAAUGAAAAAGUUAAAGAACUUGCUGCAAAAAUACCUCUGUUAAAGAAAAAAGUAAUUAAAGAUGAAGACCAGUUAUUAAAAUAUUUAAAAGAAAUGCCGAUAAAAGAGCUAAUACAAGCAUCGAUGUUAGCAAUAGGAACCGAUAAUAGCCGAGGAGGCAUUCAUUUCGGUUUCGUCCCUACGGUGGAGAAAUCGGGAGAUUGGGAACAAUUCAUUAGUAAAUCUACAUAUGAAAUGUUAUCAAAAGGUGAAUUUGCAAAAGUACCUUUUAUGAGUGGAUUUUGUACGCGCGAAGGACUCUUAGUUUUACCCCUUUACCCUUCUAAACUUGACAGUUUAGUGACCGAAAAAUCGUUUAUCUCGCACCUGCCUUUUGAUUAUGAUGAUACAGAUAAACAUGAAAUUGAAACUAAAUUAAAAGCAACUUAUUUAGAAGAAUUGGUUGCAAUGUGGACAAAUUUCGCUAAAUAUGGUGACCCUACACCGAAAAUUGAUGAUGUGAUAACCACAAAAUGGGAACCAGUCGGUGAUAACGAGAUGGCAUAUCUGGUCGUGAACGAUAAAUUGACAAUGAAGAACAAACCAUAUCCGAGAAGAACAAAAUUGUACGAAGAACUUUAUAGAAAAUUUAACAGUUUUUUGUGA
Parnassius apollo (apollo) is the source of this 1317-nucleotide messenger RNA. Lineage: Eukaryota; Metazoa; Arthropoda; Insecta; Lepidoptera; Papilionidae. The record is from the annotation of a GenBank genome assembly.